GGUAUUUCGGUGUAAAGUCUCAGAGAAUCAAUCAUAAGCAAAGAUGGGGAUUUGCUGCUCAACAAAUUCUGUUGUUCCAAUUUACAAUAUGGCUGAAAUUCAAAGGCAACUUGAAAUUGUUCAAGAUGAUCUAUUGAGAGAAUUUCAAGAUAUGGGCUUUCCAACUAAUACUAAACUUCGAAUGGCAAACAUUGAAUGGUACCAAAUGGUUCAACGUAGGGGAAUACCUUUACCUCCAACACUUAUUUACCCAAAUCCAUUCACAAAAGAGGAAAUACUGCGUAACUAUGAUUUUACGAAAAUAGAUAAAUUUGCUUUAUCAAAGAAAUCAUCAUGUUUUCUAUCAAAGACACCAAGUGACGCUGUAGCUAGUUUAACAAGAAGAUAUAGAAAUGAUGAGAUAGAAAAGUUUAGAGUACUCUUUCGUUGGUUUGCAUCUUUAAAUCUUCAUUCUAUUAACUAUAGCGAUGUGAAAGUGAACGAAAUUAGAUAUUUAAUGUACCAAAUACAUAGAGGUCAAAUGUCGCACUCUGAAGUACUAUGCUGGAUUUGUGUUCACGCAAAUAUAGAUUGUAUAGAGAUCAAAGGUCAUCAGAAACACGAGCAAUUUGAUUUUGGAGAAGAAUUGACUGAUGAUUUGCGAGGCUCUUGGAAUGCUGUCCGUCUAAACAAUCUAUGGUUUCUUUGUAAUGUAAGGUUUGCCUCCCGUUCAGUAAAUGCAAAUGAAAGGGUAUAUUCCCCACUUCUGAAGUUUUUCGAAACAAAAGUUUAUGAACGAACACUUACAUAUAAAUACAACGAUUUCUAUUUCCUAACGAAUCCUGAAGAAAUGAUUUACAGUCAUUUGCCAACAAAUGCUAAACACGAGUUACUGGCUAGAGAAGUUAGCAAUCUAGAAUUCAGAGAUCAAGUCAAUCUUUCACAAAAUUUCUUCAGUUUGCGCCUUGGCAUUGUCUCUCACCCAAAAGGUAAAAUCAUAGCUAAUUCCAUAAAAAAUGAAAUUAUCAUACAGACAAACGAGAGUCUUCCAGUAUUCUUUUGGAAUGAACUCUUAAUAGAUAAUAGAACUUGGCUAACGUCUGAAGUCAAUGAUAGGGUACAAACGGGAAAUGUUGACUCGCAAAAGUUUAUCGCAAUGUUUCAAGACAAACAGAGACAUUUAUUAAUUAUACGACUCAGACUUCCACAAUCUGCCAGAUAUAAGCUUCAAUUGUUUGCUAAUAGAUACAAAGAAAAAAUGACAUACCUUAAUUGUUUGGAAUAUGCUAUCAAUUUUACAAAAUACGAAAAUAUAAACGUUGAUCCUUUCCCACAUGUUCAUCAAAAGGAACUUGGGCCAAAUUAUCGAACUACUAAGUUGAAUUUUAUAAAAAUGACUCCUGAAUUAGGAAUGUAUUAUACUUCUGAUAGUUUUACUGAAAUUCGCUUUGAAGCAGAUGACGAUGAGUUUGACAUCUAUGUUGUCAUUACAAGCUGUGGGUACACUUCCGAAUCAUUGAGAAAGUAUUGCAUCUCAACAUUCGAACACAGGCGUGGACUUGUCAAAUUCUAUUUUCCGGAUUGUGGAGAGUAUGGUAUCAAUAUUUAUGCAGAAAGUAGAAGACCUAAAUAUUGUUGCAGUUGUCUCUGCUUCAACUUUUGUGAAAAAGACGAACCGAAUGACUACCCGUCUUUGUGUUCUUACAUCGCUGUGUGCACUCAAACACCAACGAACACAGUCAUUUUCCCUAAGAAUGAUAGGAUAACAAUUGGCAAGAGGACUGCAUUCCUUAGAUUAGGGUUGGUUGUUGACCAAAAUUUCCAAUCCUAUCAACAAUGCAGAGAAUCCAUAAACUUUAAAUUUAAUAAGAGUAAAGCUUGUCAAUUUAAGAUUAAAUUACUUUCAUUUACCGACAAUGAAGAGGAGAUUGAUUGCAGCCAAUAUGCAUUCAUUGAAAAUUCUCUGAACAGUGUUAAAUUUUUUCUAAAUUUUCCAUAUAAGGGAAUGUUUAAAUGUUUCAUCUAUGGAAAAAAAUUGAAUUCUAGGAAAAGUUACAAAUUAAUCUAUAUUUGCUACUUUGAUGUGAUUCAAGCAGCUAAUAAUGUAAUUAGUUUUCCACAAAUAACCGAUAAAUGGAGAAUCAGCGAAACUCAUAGGAUCAUCGAACCACUGAGGAAUCUUCAUUGCGACGAAUCUGUACAAUUCCAAAUUACAGGAAUUCAGUGUCAGAAAAUGAUUUGUCGACGUAAUCGACGCAGAGACAAUACUAAUAAUGACGAUGAAAACAGUGGAAGUGGUGAUGGUGAUGCAUGUGACGAUAACAAUGAUAGAGAUGAUGAUAUAAUCAACUUUACGUGCGAAAAUGAUGUUUGGACUACUAAUGUUGAUACUGGCAAUCAAACAGACGAUUUAAUAAUAGAAAUUAAAUUACGCGAACGUGCAAAAUUCUUCACUGAAAUUUUAAGGUACAAAGUUUCUGAACAGCCAAGAAUCGAAGAUGAAUCUGGAGAACGGAAGGAAGAGUUAAUAGCAGUUAAUAAUGACGCAAAAAUGGAUACUAAUGAGGUAAGAAUUGAGCAGAUUAAUUGGUUAUUGGAAUUGGAGAAGCAUGUUUACAUGAGUGAAUUUAUUAAUGAAGAUCUGAUCAAAGCAACAGAAGAUAGUCAAGAAAAGAUAAAUGUAAGUAACGUAUAAUUAAUUAUUGCUAACAUAGUAGAAAACUACUAUUAUUCUGUUUUUUUUAGCCAAUGGAACUCGAUUGGGAGAAUAGACUUCAUAAUAAUGAAGAAAACGAAAAAGAAAGAGAUGGAGAAAAAAGAGACAAAGGAGAAGAAGGAGAAGUUGAAGAGAAACCAGAAGCAAAAAAAGAGGGCGAUAAUGAAAAUGGAAAUAACGAGGAGAGAAAACCGGAAGAAAGUCAAGAAAGAGGCGCAGAAGCGGCUGUUGCAGAAAAGAGAGAUACGAAAAAUGAAGCAUAUAAUAUAAGCUUUAUAAAAAAAAAAUUAAACAAAGCAAUAGAAGAUCAAGACUACAAAAGAAUGAUACCUGUUAUACAGUUAGCAUCGGAGGAACCAUAUUGUCAUCAAUUGAGAAAUGAAUUACUUACAGCUAAUGAACUAAUGGAAAAUUUGAAACAGAUUGAAAUGUUAAAAUUGAGAAUAUUAAAAUUAGAAGAAAGACUUAUCACUGAAUUGCAUAAUUUAAAUCCUCUACCAGAUGUUGUACAUACAGUUAUACAAGCAGUACUACUGGUUUUGUCAAUAUCUGAAGCAGAAUCUAAAGAUUGGAAGGAAUGUCAGCUUUAUAUUAAAUUUAUUUCUUCUAUGUCAAUACUAAAAAAGAUAGAUGAACUAAAUAUAUUGAAAAUUCAUCCUGGUAUUAUACUAAGAGCUGAUGAGAUAUUAUCUUCAGUUGAUUUAAAACUAGUGACAAACGCUAGUAGAGCAGGAGCUGCAAUUUUCGCAUGGCUUAAGCAGAUUAUAGAAAUCUAUAAGAGAGUAUAUCAUGAUCAAAUAUCAAGAUUUAAGCCUUCUGGAAUUGAAGAGCAAAUAAGAUUUUUUGGAAAGAAAUAAACUAUUAUAUAUCUACAAAACUUAACAUCAUUUUAUUUUAAACAUUGUAGUUAGUGUGUUUUGUUUGUUUUUUAAUUGUUAAUAAUAAAACUAAUAAGGUGAUAAUGAUACA
Dimorphilus gyrociliatus is the source of this 3664-nucleotide messenger RNA. The record is from the annotation of a GenBank genome assembly. NCBI's taxonomy places the organism in Eukaryota, Metazoa, Annelida, Polychaeta, Dinophilidae.